Messenger RNA from Ustilaginoidea virens, 1371 nucleotides. RefSeq lists its product as uncharacterized. Gene Ontology annotation, molecular function: NADP binding; flavin adenine dinucleotide binding; N,N-dimethylaniline monooxygenase activity. The record is from RefSeq and is a predicted model, not a curated record. Bases 1 to 1371 code for a protein of 456 amino acids. Lineage: Eukaryota; Fungi; Ascomycota; Sordariomycetes; Hypocreales; Clavicipitaceae. The transcript is spliced from 6 exons.
AUGGAAGUUCCCAAAAUCCAGCGCGUCGCCGUUGUCGGCGCCGGCGCUAGCGGCAUACUCUCUGCUGCGCAUCUCAUCGCCGCUGGCCUCGAUGUGGUCGUCUUUGAGAGAAACAGCGGCCCUGGAGGGGUCUGGCUGUAUGAUGAGCGGAAAAUCCCCAGGCUGGCAUAUCCUUCCACCAAGGCAUCUCGGGCAGAUGUACAGGUCGGAGAGAAACUGGCAGACGAUGAGGCUUUGAUCAUGCACGCACCACCAGGACCUUGUUACCGUAAUCUCAAGACCAACGUUCCCACGCCGCUGAUGGAAGUGACACUGCUGGCAUGGCCGCCAUGCACUCCCGACUAUGCUGACCACCACCUUGUCCAGCAAUACCUCUACAGUAUCUCGAUGCAGAAAAAGGUACACGAGGCUACAUCUUACGGAGCCCGAGUGCAGAAGGUGGAAAAGAAGGAGGACGGUUGGCUUGUUAUGUGGACAAGCCUUCAAAGCAAUGAGGAGUCCUUGGUGAUUGAAAAAGAGAGCGCUUCUUGUUUUGAUGCAGUGGUCGUUGCCAAUGGGCAUUAUCAUGCUCCUCGUAUUCCGGAUAUCCCCGGCCUCUCGCAAGCCAAACAAAGAUAUGGCUCUCGAAUCAUGCAUUCAAAAGAGUAUAGAAGGCCAGAGGAUCUGAAAAGCAAGACAGUACUCAUGAUUGGCGGGGGAGUAUCGUCAGUCGAUAUAGCCACGGAUAUAAGCCCGUUUGCCAACAGCAUCUAUCAAUCCACGAGAAACAGCCAUUUCGAUCUAGACGCCGGCAUGCUUCCCAGGAACGCUACGCGUGUUGAUGAGAUAGCACUAUUCGAGAUUCAUGACGACAACGACACGCUCUGUGCAGACGAUCCGCUACCCGUUUCGUGUCACUUAGACUAUCACAGCGAUGAGACUCGGCCAGAAAACGCAAGCGACAGGAUCCUCGUUAGCGAUGGCACGCAGGUACAUAAUCUCCACAAAGACAUGUUCUACAUCCACGAUCCAACCUUGGCCUUCGUGGGACUUCCUUACUACACAUUUACAUUUUCCGUCUUUGACUUCCAAGCCAUUGUGGUCGCGCAGGUGCUUUCGGGCCUCGUCGAACUGCCGACAAAAGCAGAAAUGAGGAGUGAAUACGAAGCCAAGGUUCUGCAAGUUGGUCACGGUAGGAACUUUCACUCCAUUCAUGGCAAGGAGGAGGCGUAUGUGGCCGACAUACUGUCAUGGGCAAAUGCAAAUAGAGUACGUCGGGGCCUCAAUCCGAUAGCAGGCUUCCCCCCCAAGUGGUACGAGGCGAAAGAGGCGCUGAGAAGGAAAUUUCGCCAAGAUGCGGAGAAGCGAGCCUCUGAAGCAUGGCCAAUGUGA